Hyalella azteca is the source of this 609-nucleotide messenger RNA. Its product is annotated as type I iodothyronine deiodinase-like. NCBI's taxonomy places the organism in Eukaryota, Metazoa, Arthropoda, Malacostraca, Amphipoda, Hyalellidae. The coding region runs from base 102 to 419 and encodes 105 amino acids. Gene Ontology annotation, molecular function: thyroxine 5'-deiodinase activity. The record is from RefSeq and is a predicted model, not a curated record. The transcript has 3 exons.
AGGUGGGCGUGGUAGGAGUGAGACAAAAAGUUCUCUGCACUGAAACUCAGGGAAGCAAGUGUCUCCCUAUAAUCGUAAGGAGCCGCUCAACUCCUGACGAGAUGGAAGCAGCCUGGCGAGCGCUGAAGCUCGCAUGGGAUGGCUGUGGGUGGAUAGCUUACAACUUGUACCGGUCUGCUCUCGCCCUCGCCCCCUAUGCGUCCGACCACUCGAAGAACGUGUUCAACCUGUCUUACUUCUUCUUCAGGCAGAACCUGGGGUUACGCAUGGCAUUACUGGAAUACCGCCGUAAGACCAAAGUUGGUGGAUCCGCCCCUAACCCUGUGGUGGUGAGAGAGGAUGAUGAGACGACGUGCCGAAUGUUGGACGCCGCCUCAAAAGGUCGUCCUCUUGUCCUCAACUUCGGGUCUUGUUCCUGACCUCCAUUCAUGAAGGACCUCGUCAAGUUCAGGAAGGUAAUACACCUUAAUUUUAUCCAACAUAAAUGCAUUUAAUUUAUAUAUUGCAAUCAAGCUGAUGCGUGGGUUAUUUAAUUAAUAAACCGUAGUAAAAUUACCGCAAAUAUUCUGGCGGCGGCUUUAGAUCCCGUUGUGCGUUUCUUUCUUACUC